This is a messenger RNA of Cordyceps fumosorosea ARSEF 2679, 684 nucleotides long. Its product is annotated as Acyl-CoA N-acyltransferase. The transcript has a single exon. Gene Ontology annotation, molecular function: acyltransferase activity, transferring groups other than amino-acyl groups. NCBI's taxonomy places the organism in Eukaryota, Fungi, Ascomycota, Sordariomycetes, Hypocreales, Cordycipitaceae. The record is from RefSeq and is a predicted model, not a curated record. Bases 1 to 684 code for a protein of 227 amino acids.
AUGUCUACCUUUUCGGCUGCUCUCGACAACGCCUUCGAGUCUAAGCAGCUUCGUUACAUUGCCGUUGACGACGAGUGCGACGACUACAAGGAGGUGCUCACCGAAAUGAUCAACGAAGCGCCCCUCCAGGCGCUGUCGUCCGAGAUGCUCAUCAGGCCGCAGGGCAAGACGGACGUGCAGUUCCUGGCGACCAUGUACCGCAAGGCGCUGCUCGGCGUGGCCAUCUGCCUACGUCCGUCCGAGGAGGAAGCCGCCACCAACACAGACAAGAAGAAGACGAAGCCCACCAUCAUCGGCACGCUCUGCAUCGGCUGGGGCGGCAUCCCCGACUCGCUGCGGCACAACCGCAACGCGUACCUGGGCAUCACGCUGGCGCGGGCGCACCGCGGGCGCGGGUACGGGCGGGAGGCGCUGGACUGGGGCGUGGACUGGGCGUUCCGGCACGGCGGCCUGCACUCGCUGUCGCUGACGACGGUGUCGUUCAACGGGGUCGGGCAGCGGCUGUACGAGGCGGCGGGGUUCGCGUUGGCGGGGAGGCGGCGCGAGGUGGCGUGGGUGAACCGCGUGUGGCACGACGAGCUGACGUACUCGAUGACGGAGACGGAGUGGGAGGCGCUGAGGGGGUUGACGGGGAAGGAGAGUAAAGAGGAGGAGGAGGAGGAGGUGGUGAAGAAGGAGGGAUGA